AUGAGAAAGAAAGUGCAAGGCUGGAAAUCUAGCUCUCUCUAUUUAGCCGGAAAAGAUGUCCUCAUUAAAGAUGUGGCUAUGGCAAUUCCUGCCUAUCCAAUGAUGUGUUUUAAAUUCCCUGCUAGCUUGUGCAAAGAAAUCAACACUGAUAUUGCUAGAUUUUGGUGGGCAAAUCAAGAAAAGGAUUCCGGACUUCAACCUUGCCUUACUUGGAAAACAGUGCUGGGAGUGGAUUUUUGGAAAGCUAAAAAGGGCCAUCGUGGCUCCUGGGUUUGGGCAAGUCUUAUUACAGGCAGUGUCAUUCAUCCUACAAGUUCUGUCACUGCGAAUUUACCCCAGUUGGUGGCAGAUAUUAUGGACAAAGACUCCUGA
Messenger RNA from Prunus armeniaca (apricot), 372 nucleotides. NCBI's taxonomy places the organism in Eukaryota, Viridiplantae, Streptophyta, Magnoliopsida, Rosales, Rosaceae. The record is from the annotation of a GenBank genome assembly.